AUGGGCAAACCUGUAUUAGUUCGUCAAGGAGGACAGGCUGAAGGUGGCUGGGGCCGCGAUUGUUUUCGGAAAGCUUUUAAUGCCUCUAGAUCAUUCGUCACAUUGGAUAACGAUCCAAACACUCUUCUUGAAUUUGUCAACGGGAAGCUUGCGAAAAGGCAUGCGCUGCCGUAUCCGUUUCGAGGCAAUUCUCACAUAGUCUAUAAUAACGUGUUCUAUUACCAUCAGAUGAAUACUCGAAGCCUUGUGCGAUACGAUCUUGAAAAUAAAACUUCGGCCGCUCUUGACAUUGAUGAUGUAGCGUUUGGCCGAUCGUCCAGGCUGCUAUACUUAACGCGGCGGAGUCAUGUAGAUGUUAUGGCAGACGAAAACGGCCUCUGGGCGGUAUACGCUUCCGAGAAGUCCACUAACACAAUGGUGCUCAAGUUAAGUCAGCUGAAAAAAGAGUGGAUUAGGAUGCAUAAAAUAAUAUCACAUACGACAAAAACGUGUCACGUUGGCUGUAAAAGAAUUAUGCCAGGCAAUAUAUUGGUAAUUAGUAUCUUAAGUCUCUUGAGAUUUCUCUUUGAUGAAUCCUCAAUGAAAGUUGAACGAGUUUGGAACUUAACACUUGACCAUCGGCGGGUUGGCCAGAUGUUUAUCGUGUGUGGAGUUCUUUAUACUGUGGGCGGUGUAACAGAAGGAGGUACACGCGUGGAGCUCGCCUUUGAUCUCUACCUUGAGCAGACGCUUGCAGUCAAUCUCAGUCUAAGUAAUCCCUACCGAAACACGACUAUGAUAACUUAUAACCGUCUCCAUUCCUGGGAUCACGGACAUCAACUUUACUAUCCGCUGCUUUUUACUCAACAUGUCCAACAGGCCAAUUCAAUAGGAAGCCUGACGUCCUUAGGAGGAUUCGCAGGACCCCGUUAACCGCAAGGUCCGCAAGGGUUGCGCACGAGAAGAACAGCAGAUUGGUCAUGAUGCAGAAUCAUUUGGAAGGAACGUGCUCAGUAUUUUCGAUUCUUCAGAGCGACUGUACCCAACGAGAGGUGACAGUAAAGUGGAAACGAAUACAUAGAUUUCUGGCACUACAAGGUAGAGAAAUGGACGGCUACGAGAACCUUGUGACGGAUCAGGGCGUCGUAGUGAAGUUAAUAUUUGCUCUAAGGAGCCUAGCAGCCCUGAAUAAAAGUCUAACAUGAAAGAUCAAAACCACCUCAAUAGAAAUUGAGCUACGGGACAGAAGAAAAGAGUCUGUUAAUAGAAAGUAUCAAUAACUGCAACAAAGUUUUGGUUCUAAGCGCAAAACGAAACCUAAUCGGCGUAAUAAGGACACGCCGAAACGACCGGCAUCUUGCUUUAAUUCUAUUCAUAGCCAAAGAGAAGCAUAAGGAAUUGAUUGAUAUUAACUGAGCUAAAUAUGCCAACCUAAGCAAUAAUCAUAUACAUAUGCAUUUUAAUAUUGCCUAUUCUGAGCCAUGUAUUGGUUAUUUGCAGAUAAGCUAGUUUCGAUUUGUAUAUGUUUCAAGGAAUAAGCUAAAUAUAGCUAAGAUGUUGAAAUAUUAGCAUUUAUAAUGCUUGGUGUUUAGUUGUAUGCUUGUUUAUUACAACAAAGAAGAUGCUUACUGUACAAUAAAAAAUGACAGCUGUGUUACAAAAAAAUACGUAGAUCACUUAACUUCACAAAGGAGUGAUGUAUUAAAUAAAAAAGAACAUCAAAUAUGAUUUAUAUAAAAUAUGGUUUAUAGCAUUUAGCGAUGGAGAGCAGAACGGUCCCAAGAAGUGCAUUUUGGUAAUCGGGCCGAUCAUAACUGUAACGUGAGUUAUCAGCGACAAAACGAACGUUAAUGGUUAUUACUACUAUAAGAAAUACGGCUUGAUGCCAUGAAGUGACACGGAUCCCAAAUCAAGGUUGGGUAAUGUUGAUGAUUCCUGUAUCGAUUUCGAAAGUAGAAGGCAUAUACGGUUGAGGGUCGAAAGGGUAUAACAACUGUGUCUACUGUAAACGUUGUACAUAACGGACGAGACAAAAGUAACAGACGAAUAUUUGGUAUGCAAAACAAACAAAUACUAGUAAACGUAAAAUUUUAAGCUACAAGUGCUGGCUGAUGGUAAAACCAACAAUGCCAUUGAUCGAGCGGGCUAACGAAUACGGCGGCUAAUUAAAAAGUGUCGAUAUUUAUGAGUUGUGCCGCUAUAGCGAUAAUAAAGAGCAAGUAGUGUAUAUACAACUAGAGGAUGGAAAAUCAUCUGGUUAUUAUUUAGUUAUUGGACAAGGAUGUUAUACUUCGACUUUCGAUGGAGUAUAAAAGCAACUGUGGUUCGAAUUUGGGUCGGGUGUUUGGGCUCCUGUGAUUCCGUCGUAAUAUUUGAGUGGUUUCAUUAGUGGGCUGAUUAUUUUCCUGCGUUUUGACAUUGCUUUCGAAUCAGUUUUAGAAGCCAUAUCGAGUUCAGCCUAAACAAAGUAAACGGUUUUAUCCAAUAAGCAUGUGCUUUAUGCUUCAUACUGUGGAGUUUCAACCAAUGAGUCUAUCAGUUAUCUCCAUAAAAAAAGAUUAGAAGAAACAGGCCGAUUAUUUAUUCAAGUAUUCCAAGUACAAAUCUGUAUACUUAGCGAAAAUACAUAAUCAAAAUAAACUUUCAUAGCUCUGGGAGUACAGUACAUAAUUAUGAUUUUAGCCUAAGGUCUUCGCAUUUGUUCAGUAACUUCUCAGUUGAUUAAAAUUCCACCCAGGUCGGACACUGUCUCUUCGAGACGGUCCCUAAAUGAGAUGACCUGAAACGCCAAUGUUCUGCGUAAUUUAGCAUGUGAACUGCCAUUGAAAGAAAAGGGGACUUCUCACCAACGAAUAGGAAUAGGUAGAACCCUGGGUUUUGGCCGUUACCCAACCCUUGAUACCAAGAGGAUGAUGAAAGUUCUUCAACAUAGGUGCAUGUCUUCAAUAUGCCUUUGAGUUAAGUGCGUAUACGGGAACACAUCAGUCGAUGACUUUAGACUUUUGGAAGACAACGUCUAUAAAUAAGCAUACACAAUACUAGAAAAGGUCUAAAGAGCAACAAAAAUGCCAAGUGAAUACCAUUCAUCAUGGUAAGUGGAGAUCAAUGUACUAAGUUUGCAUAUUUCUAAUUACAUAAAAAUGAAGUAAGCGCUAUGUCUUAUUUAAAGCAUAUAAUUGCUAUGCUGUCAUAGCAUCCUGUCAUAGAAUCCUGUCAAAAGACGCAUCAAUGCAUAACUUACCCAGGGAAAAUAGUACAAUUUAAGAUAAACUUUAACAGUCACGAUUUAAGCCUAUCUGUCCUUUGGCUUAAAGAUAUAACCCUUCAAAUUAUGUGUCUUCUCUCCUAGUAACUGAUCCUUUCCUUAUUCCUUUGUAUAGUGGAUUGUUAGAGAUGGUACCUUCCCUUGCCUAGUUGACACAUCUUCAGUUCUAGUAUUAACCCGAACAUAGGCCAUUUUUACUUUUACGCGGAAACACACGAGGCUAAAUGGUCCGCUGGGGUAUAUAUGACCGACUUCGCAGAUACGCUAUUCCACGAAAGUAAAAUUUUGUCGAUUCAAUUCAAACGGAAUUGAACAGCUAGGACAUCUUUUAGAUUUUGAUUUUCAAUCGGAAAUGUCUGAUAUCUUAUGGAAAUCGUGCAGUUCUAUGCAGUCUUUAAUACGGCCUGGGUCAACGAAAUUUCCCCAAAAUUUCAUAAUUUUGUAGUAGUUUUUUCAGCAUACUCCGCAAUACUCAGGAAAAAAUAACAGUUCAGUUAUGGAAAAUUAUAAUUUACAAUACAAUCAAGUUGCCUGGCUUAUUCUUCUGUAGCACAGCUCAUCUUUUACCGCACAUUUAAACAAUCUUUUUUUAGGAAAAGCAACGUGUGAACAAACGUGCGAUUUUAAUGGACCGUUUCCCCCUUUACUGAUCAGCCAUACACAUAGAACCCACAAUAACGUACUACAA
Varroa destructor (honeybee mite) is the source of this 3932-nucleotide messenger RNA. Its product is annotated as noelin-like. Gene Ontology annotation, biological process: signal transduction. The record is from RefSeq and is a predicted model, not a curated record. NCBI's taxonomy places the organism in Eukaryota, Metazoa, Arthropoda, Arachnida, Mesostigmata, Varroidae.